UUUCUUCUUCUAGCUUUGUACCUUGACCCAUUAAAACCAUGAGCAACUAUAGCGUGUCCUUGGUUGGCCCAGCUCCUUGGGGUUUCCGGCUGCAAGGCGGCAAGGAUUUCAACAUGCCUCUGACAAUCUCUAGUCUAAAAGAUGGAGGCAAGGCAUCCCAAGCAAACGUGAGGAUAGGCGAUGUGGUCCUCAGCAUCGAUGGAAUAAGUGCACAUGGGAUGACUCAUCUGGAAGCUCAGAACAAGAUUAAGGGUUGCACAGGCUCUUUGAAUAUGACUCUGCAGAGGGCAUCAGCCACAACCAAGCCUGAGCCAGUUCCUGUUCAAAAGGGAGAACCUAAAGAAGUAGUUAAGCCUGUGCCCAUUACAUCUCCUGCUGUGUCCAAAGUCACUUCCACAACCAACAUGACCUACAAUAAGGCACCACGACCCUUUGGUUCUGUGUCUUCACCAAAAGUCACAUCCAUCCCAUCACCAUCGUCCGCCUUCACCCCAGCCCAUGCAACCACUUCAUCCCAUGCUUCCCCUCCACCUGUGGCUGCUGUCACUCCUCCCCCAUUCUCUGCAUCUGGACUGCAUGCUAGCGCCAGCCUCAGUGCUGACCAGUGUUCCUCUUCACUGAGCACUGGUAAAACUGCAGUUAAUGUCCCACGGCAGCCCACAGUCACCAGCGUGUGUUCCGAGACUGCUCAGGAGCUAGCAGAGGGGCAGAGAAGAGGAUCCCAGGGUGACAUUAAACAGCAAAAUGGUCCACCGAGAAAACACAUUGUGGAACGCAAUACGGAGUUUUAUCACAUACCCACUCACAGUGAUGCCAGCAAGAAGAGACUGAUUGAGGAUACUGAAGACUGGCGCCCACGCACUGGAACAACCCAGUCCCGUUCCUUCCGAAUCCUCGCCCAGAUCACCGGGACUGAGCAUCUGAAAGAAUCUGAAGCUGACAAUACAAAGAAGGCAAAGUGUGACAGUUUUCUGGAAGACCUACAUGAGAGUGAACAUCAGCUGCCUGCAACUCCUUGCGUGUCACAUACGGGUGGCCAAGUAGCCACACUUUCUAAAGUAGCAGCUACUCGUUCUAGUGUUAGCAACUCCACAAGACAUGUGCAAGGUUCUGUGGAAGGUUUUCGAAAUGUUUCUCCCUUCCCUUCUGCUAGAUGCAAUGCUUCGGCUCUGAGCAGUGCGGUUGCCACUGUAUCUGCUGCUCUUGCGGCCAAGACCAGGCUCUCCAGUUGUGAAUCGUAUCCCCCACUCCGGGAUGCACUUUGUAUCAGCCCUCUAUCCAAGCCUCUCGCUUUCCCCUCUCUCCAGUCCUCCAGAAUGUCAGCCGGCACUGUGCAUGAUAGGAAGACAAGUAACACACAGGAGCCUCUUCAGCAUUCAGUUCCCCCGGCAGCUUCGACGCGGAGUGCAGGAGAGCCCGUGGAGAGCUCGGCCCCGGGCAGAGCAGGUGUGGCCGGCCUCACCACGGCUGCCGCCUUCAAGCCCGUGGCUGCCACUGGCAUUAUCAAGUCACCAAGCUGGCAGCGCCCAAGCCAAGCAGCACCUUCCACUGGAAAAAUCUCAAGCAAUGUGGCUUCCUCAGCCCCAGUGGCCCCACCUAGCUCUGCUGUGGGUCAGUCCCAGCCGGGUGACCAGGAUACUUUAGUGCAGAGAGCGGAGCAUAUCCCCGCAGGAAAACGAACCCCAAUGUGUGCCCACUGUAACCAGGUCAUCAGGGGCCCAUUCCUGGUAGCAUUGGGGAAAUCUUGGCAUCCUGAAGAAUUUAACUGCGCUCACUGCAAAAAUACCAUGGCCUACAUUGGAUUUGUAGAGGAGAAAGGGGCCCUGUAUUGUGAGCUAUGCUAUGAAAAAUUCUUUGCUCCUGAAUGUGUUCGAUGCCAAAGGAAGAUCCUUGGAGAAGUCAUCAAUGCUUUGAAACAAACUUGGCAUGUUUCUUGUUUUGUCUGUGUGGCCUGUGGAAACCCAAUUCGUAAUAACGUUUUUCACUUGGAGGAUGGUGAGCCCUACUGUGAGACUGAUUAUUAUGCCCUCUUUGGCACCAUCUGCCAUGGAUGUGAAUUUCCCAUAGAGGCUGGCGACAUGUUCCUGGAAGCUCUGGGUUACACCUGGCAUGAUACUUGCUUUGUGUGCUCAGUGUGUUGUGAAAGUUUGGAAGGUCAGACAUUUUUCUCCAAGAAGGACAAGCCGCUUUGCAAGAAGCAUGCUCAUUCAGUGAAUUUUUGAAGGUUCUAGGGAAGAGAAGAAAUUUGAAGAGAGAGAGUUAAAAUGAGCAAUUGCUUUUAAAUAUGAUGUUUAUAUGGAGUUUUGAAAAAAAAAAAAGGGUGGCCCUGAAGGGAUAAAUUCCAGCUCUAAAAACUAAGUCUGUGAGGAAAUAUUUGGCUUCAUAAAGUAAAGAGACAGUUUGGCAUUUAAUAUUACUUUUUCCUGUAUUUUCUGCCCAUAAAAUAACCUUUAUAAAAAUCAAUUUCCUGGUUGACUAUUAAAUUCAUCUUAGAAUAAAUUAGUAAAGAAUUAAACUUUAGAGUAAAAGCUCCAGCUUCUUGACUGAAAUAACUAUACUUUCUUUUCUUGUUGGAUAGUUAUAAGUAUAUCUGCAAAAGGCAAUAAAAAUGCCUUAAACUUUAUUAACAAGAGAAUAAUUUUUUUAGUUAGUGUUUAUUUCUAAUACAGCAAAUAGGAAUUUAAACAGAGAGGACUUUUUAUCAGUAAUGAAUAUCAGUUGUUUUUAAAACCAUGUGAACAUUAUUUUUUUCUUCCAGUUAAUCAUUUCUGAUAGGAAAAGGCCAGUGAGAUUUUGGAUCAAAAUGUCAUGCCAAUAAGAAAGAUUACAGAUUACAUGCUUCUCUCAUUUCCUCUCCCCCCCACCCCCAAAGCUACGAUAUAGCUUCUGCGUUAGAAAAAUAAGAGAUUGGUUUGGGGAUGUAAUAAAAUCUAGAUUUUUUUUCUUCCUUCUCUUUAUAUUCUCUAAUAAUUGAACCAUUUCCAAAUAUGUUCACAAACUCUGCAAAAUGUUUAUUCACCAGGCUUUGGUAGUAUAGGAAGGGACUGCGAGUGAUCGCCCCAGUUGGCCUGUUCUGUGUUUUCUUGCUUUGGGGCGAGGUUUAUGUGUGCAGACACUACACAGAGAUGGAGCCAUAAUUGUGGUGAAACUGUGGAGCCUGUUGAUGUUUUCCAAGUAAGGAAGAUUUGGUAUUUGGUAGUUUCUCUCUUUUUGUUUCUAGAAUGGAUGAAAACCCAUAGUCCCACGAAGUUAUAAUUUGAAUUUGUUUGGAACAAGGGGCUUUUAAAGUUGAGGCCCAAGUCCUUCCUGCCUCAUCGCUCAGUAGAGACUUCACUCCCAUUGUGUGUAUGUUUGUUAGAGAGGAGGUGUUAAGCUACAAUGUUUGUUUAACCUCCUUAAGAACUUUCAGGGCAUUUGUGCUGAAAGCUAUUAACUUAUGGUCUAGCAGAUUUAUAUUAUAUGCAGAUAAUAAUUAACUGGGGAUAAAAGAAUCAGGAGGAGUGACUCGACGUGGCAGCCUGAAUGCCUGUCCUGUAGUGACCCGCAGUCCCUCCUGGGCGCAUUGAGCAGGGAGGCAGUCCCUUGUGAAAAUAAAAUGCUGGAUUUGACUUGGGCCUUGUAUCUCCUCGUUGCUGAAAUCACCUGUACAGGACUUGCUAGCUAAUCUGCAUCUUAAUGUCUGUCAUUUGUUUUCUGCAUUACAAAGUUAAGUUAGUGAUUUUGUCUUGGUGUGGUAAGGUAUUUUGUUGUUGUUGUUUCAUUGUACCUUUAAUGAUUAUGUGCCAAGAUAAUAUUUGACAAGUGAGUGGCAUUUGGGUGCUUUGCCUCAAGAUUUUUAUUUGACCUGAAUUUCAUAUAAAAUUAUAUUAAGGAUAUUAAUUUUAGUAGACUCAUCUUCUUUUAUAUUAUUCAUGGAGCGUUAAGUUGCAUCUCUCCAAAUUUUAUAGCUGAAGGGGUACUGUUGCUUCCUGAUUUAUCAUUUUGUCUUUGUGCUUUGUCCAUCUCUUCUGUGGCAGAUUUUUAUAUCUGUUCCUGGAGUAGUCAAUCCUGUGAAAUGCAUAUUGACCAUCACCCAGAAGAGCCUGUACUUUCCAGUGGGGAAUGCAUAUUUAAUUUACCAACAUUAAUCUUUUAAUAACUGGCAGAGCACUUUAUUCUUCUGGUGAGCUCCGUGAAUAUUUAUUUUUCUGAUUAUAAAUAUUCCAUGUCAGUAGCAUUUUUUUAUUACUUCACUGUAUUUACUUUUAGUUUCUCUAGAUGUAUAUUUCAGAAAGCGAUCCUUAUACAAGAUAGACUGAAAUCUUAGUACAUGGAAAACUCCCUUACCUGGACUUCCUGUUUUCUAGGUUUUAUUGAUACGUUCAGAUUUGUCAUUUUGUCUGCUUACAUGGAAUGAGUAUUUCCUACUGGGGUAACAACCUGAAGAAUAAUCCCCUGAGCUCACUCUUAGCAUAGCAUACAUAAUUCCUGUUGAGUAAAGUUACAUUUGGAGUCUAAAACUAAAACCUAAUCACUUGGGCAGAUUCUUAAAAUAGAAAUAAUGAUUCAAAAUAAGUGAUAGUGCAGCGUUUUGUUUAAAAUUGUCUGUAACACAAAUGUAUCCUUUCCAAGGGAUGCUGUCGCUUGGGCAGCCCUUCCUUUCCCCUGGCGGAAUGUGAAUGU
This is a messenger RNA of Ochotona princeps (American pika), 4662 nucleotides long. RefSeq names its product PDZ and LIM domain 5 (gene PDLIM5). The record is from RefSeq and is a predicted model, not a curated record. Lineage: Eukaryota; Metazoa; Chordata; Mammalia; Lagomorpha; Ochotonidae. Gene Ontology annotation, cellular component: stress fiber; adherens junction; filamentous actin. The transcript is spliced from 15 exons. Gene Ontology annotation, biological process: muscle structure development; heart development; actin cytoskeleton organization. The coding region runs from base 39 to 2222 and encodes 727 amino acids. Gene Ontology annotation, molecular function: actin binding; muscle alpha-actinin binding.